Messenger RNA from Haliotis rubra (blacklip abalone), 3665 nucleotides. Its product is annotated as apoptosis-inducing factor 1, mitochondrial-like. Gene Ontology annotation, molecular function: FAD binding; protein dimerization activity; NAD(P)H oxidase H2O2-forming activity. Gene Ontology annotation, biological process: apoptotic process; mitochondrial respiratory chain complex assembly. Gene Ontology annotation, cellular component: cytoplasm; mitochondrion. The record is from RefSeq and is a predicted model, not a curated record. NCBI's taxonomy places the organism in Eukaryota, Metazoa, Mollusca, Gastropoda, Lepetellida, Haliotidae.
UUCACACUGGCGUAGUAUUUCACAACAGACAGUUGUUUAACAGUCAUCCUAGCCUUGUGUUAUUGUCACAGUCCAUGUCGCAUCCGUCGACUUGUCUUUCGGCAUCGUGGUAGUCGGAAGGCUGUGUACACGGCCUCCGUCCUAGUAGCCAUCAUUUGACCAAGUUAUUUCGUACUCUGAUCCGAAUUUUCGCUGAAUAAUCGCAUGCGUGAUCGAGUGAUCAGCUCUUCCGUAUCCUUGUGAAUAGCCAUAUAUGUGAAUGCUCUUCUUGGAGGGUUCGUGAUUGAUGCGUCCCCCUCCAACACACUCGCAAUCCAGUCCCCUUGCUUCGAUGUUUGGGGAGAAUUUGUCGUAAAUGUCAGCGUGGAAACAUGCUUUGGAGAAUCCACGGACAAUGUGCUUGAAUUCACGAUCCUUUUCAGGGUCGUGGACCUUCAUUAGAAUGUAUUUGAAUUUUCCACUCUUAUCAAUUUCCACAUCUCUGACGGCGAGGAGUUUGGGAUUCUUGUAGGAACCAGCUGUAGCAAUGUUUGCAGCCAUUUUCCGAUGCUUUCGAAUCACAGUACUUGUCCAAAAGUGUUGGAAACCGAACGACUUGUGGUAGGUAUCGGUAUAGUGUUUCCUUGUGACACGUGGUGAUCUUGAUCUUGCGAGUCACACAAAGAGAACGAACACUCUGAGAGCUGUGAAAGUUUUCACAGACCUAAUAUUCUCAUGCCCACAACAGACAACGGAAGCCAAGUAAUGUAUCGCAGGUCGGGGUUCGCAUACUCGUCUCUCUGAUUGGUUGAGGCUGUUCUUGAGUAGAAUGAAUGAAUCCCGACUUCGGAGCUUGCCACACCUGUUACGCUGUGUGGAGCUUUACUCUCUAACGUGGGAGGUUGAAAAGUCAACAAAUAUGGCGGCGCUGUUUAGGUGCGUGGUCCGGGAAGAGCUGUACCCUUUUCAAGGGGGUUUGCAGUUCUAUCGCGACGAGUUAUUGCUGAGGAUUUGCCUCAGACACAACAUGUGCGAUGUAUGGGAGGCCAGGUCCCAUCUCACUGGAAGACCGACAAACAAAUAGUGGAAGAAAACAAAGUGACCAUGGACUUUCACCCGGUGCCUGAAGGGUCUUGGAAGGAGGGGUACGGUCGCCGGAAUGCCAGGUGGAACAUCAUGCUGGGGGCCAGUGCUGCAGUUCUAGGCAUUACAUAUUUUGUGCUGUGGAAGUCAGGCGCUGUGUAUCUUCACAGCACGCCUCCGUUAUGCAAGGGGAAGGAUUCUGCUGAUGCAGCAGGGGACGCAUCAGGGACCCAGACAGAAAAAUCACCUGACACAGGAGCGGCACCUGGAAUUGACUGGAGCAAGGUCCCUGACAUCCCCAGCCACGCCCAGUACCUCCUUAUAGGGGCAGGGACUGCAUCUUUCGGUGCCUUCAGGGCUAUCAAGUCCAGGGACCCCAAGGCCCAGGUGCUCCUGAUCGGUGAGGAGAAGCGCAUCCCGUACAUGCGCCCUCCACUGUCCAAGGAGAUGUGGUUCAGUGAGGACAAGGAGGGGGUGAAGAAGCUAAAGUUCAAGCAGUGGAAUGGGAAGGAGAGAAGCCUGUUCUUCGAACCGGAGAGCUUCUAUGUGGAACCAAAGAAACUGUCCCACCAAGAAAAUGGUGGUGUCGCAAUUCUGCAAGGGAGAAAGGUGACAAAGCUUGAUGCUUCACAGAAGAAAGUAUGGUUGGACAAUGGAUCAGAAAUCACCUUUGAUAAGUGCCUUAUUGCAACAGGUGGCAAGCCACGCAACUUGCCGGUGUUGGAGAGAGCUGGUGAAAAAGUGAAACAGAGGAUAAACCUGUUCCGUUCAAUCAGUGACUUCCAGCAUCUGGAUGAAGCCACAAAAUAUGCCAAGUCUGUGGCUGUAAUCGGAGGGGGGUUCCUCGGCAGUGAGCUGGCUUGUGCUCUGGGUAAACGAAGCAAGAAAAAUGGUAUGAAAGUGUAUCAAGUGUUUCCUGAAGCAGGUAACAUGGGCCGUGUCCUGCCAGAGUAUCUUAGCAACUGGACCACCGAGAAGGUACAAGCAGAGGGUGUGAAUGUUAUCUCAAACAAGAUUGUAAAUUCUGCUGAGUUUGUCAAAAACGAGGUGGUCCUGGGUCUGAAUGAUGGAAGCACAGUAAGUGCAGAGCAGGUUGUUGUGGCUGUAGGUCUGGAACCUAAUGUGGAACUUGCCAAGACGUCCGGCCUGGAGCUGGAUGAAUCUCAUGGUGGCUUCCGCGUCAACGCUGAACUUGAGGCUCGAUCAAAUGUGUGGGUGGCUGGUGAUGCUUCCUGUUUCUAUGACAUUCGGCUGGGACGGCGCCGCGUUGAGCAUCACGACCAUGCAGUUGUCAGCGGGAGACUGGCUGGGGAGAAUAUGACGGGGGCAGCCAAACCUUACUGGCAUCAGUCCAUGUUCUGGUCUGACCUUGGUCCGGAGGUCGGGUAUGAAGCUAUCGGAAUUGUGGACUCCAGCCUGCCGACAGUGGGAGUGUUUGCCAAGGCCACGGCGCUGGACACGCCUAAAGCUGCCGUAGAGGAGAGUGGGGAAGGGGUUCGCUCAGAGGCAGAACAGGCGGCCAAGCCAUCUUCAGUUCCUUCUCCACAACCAAAGGCCCCGGAAGAAGGCGAGGACUUUGGCAAAGGCAUCGUGUUCUACCUCAAGGAUAAAAUCAUUGUUGGCAUUGUGCUGUGGAACGUUUUUAACAAGAUGCCUAUUGCCAGAAAGGUCCUCCGAGAUGGAGCUGAAAAUGAAGACCUUUAUGAAGUGGCCAAAUUGUUCAACAUUCAUGAAACAUCUUCAUGAUAAUGAAUCUAUUCAGUAUGACUGAUUGAAAAUGAUUGUUUUCUUCAGAUGCGUGAUUAAUCUGAAAGUGUGCUUUCAGAGAUGAGAUUUUUCUGAUGUAUGAAAUUUUUGUUUUCCUCUUUUCUCAGUUACAGUUUGCUACACAUUGUCUCAUCAUGGAUACAUAAAUGUUAAUGGAGGAUAUGUUUCAAUUGUGCCUACAAGUUUAGCUGUAUCUAGCUUAAUGUCUUCUUGUAAACAAACAUUAUAGUUAAGAUUAUUUUACCAACCCACUUGUUAUACAGCCUCUAAUUAUUCUAUUGCCAUCUUUAACAAAUAAGAUUUAAAAUUUGCACUUCAGUUGGAUCUUAUUCAAAAUGCAUGGUAAAAAGUAAAAUCUUUCUUCAAACAGACAGGUCAUGCUAAGUUUGAAAUAAAAAAGACCAUAUAUUUAUUUAGUUGGUUUUCCAAUUUUGGGGGCUAAAUUCUAAUGGUGGCAGUAAAAACAACAACUGAAAACAAAGUUGCAACUUGCAGGUUGGCAUUGCUAUGAUGUACGGUGCUGUGUUUCUGCAGCUAUGGUCCAUGUGUGACAAAGAGUUUAUUCCUUCCACACCAAUUAGCAUGAUUGUGAAAAAUACUAAAAUAUAUUUGUUUUACUAGAAUAACUAUUUCGAUAAUUUUAAUAGUGUGCCCAAAUAUAUUUGUUCAGUCAUUUGUUUUAAAUUUCUGUUUUUUCUGUCAUGAAAACCAAUUUAAAUAAAACAACAUUUCUGAUCCUUCAUGCUGCUCAGAUUACCCCAGAUGAACCAGCUUACAAGUUUGCAUAUUACUUCUGUGUUGAUUUUGUUGAUUAAUAAUUACACUGUUACCUUGUU